AUGCGCAGAGACCCAUGCGUAGUCCCACAUCUAUAUAAAGCCCAAAACACGAUAUUUGGAAUGAAAAAAAAAAAAAAAAAAUAAAAAAAAAAAAAAAAAAAAGGUUUUGAGGGGCCUCCACCGCGUCUUGUUGUGACCGAGCAUAGACUUGGGGACUUCGCGGGUCAGGGUAGCUGCGCAGUCGCUCUCCUGUCUUUGUCUCGACCGAGUUGGGAAGUGGGUGCGGGGUGGGCCUCUUGUCGUUAGUACGCCAGUUCUUUUUCAUUUUCUCUCUUUCUCUUCUCUCUCUCAUUCGUCUCCUGGGGGGGAGCAACCGCUUGGCUGGGGCACUUGAAUCCGAAGUAUCGGAUUGGUGGACUUGGCCCGUUUCUCGCAUCUUGCGGGCGGUUUGUGUUAUCAUCGUCGACUUCCAUCUAGUUUUUCCGUAGGCCAAUCAGGGGGAACAGGACUUGGGGGCAAUAUGAUGAACAGUUUCUACAAAAAAAAAAAAAGGACGACACCGAUCACUACUUCUUCGGCUGCUUCGACUCGCGAAACGUCUGGAUCGCGGCGAGGGGCGUGCUCUGCGACGCGCUCGGAUGCGACACGAUCGAGGACGCCGAGUACACGACGCUUCAACGACUCUUUGGCCUCCCCAAGCUCAAGGCCAAGCUCAGCGCACAGGAAGGCGCGGGCAGGACGAUCGAGAUCUUCACGGGGAUGGUUUUGGAGAUGAUCAGCAGUGGGAGAUGGAGGAUGCAGAAGCACGGGACGAGGAUGGAAAGCGUGGAGAGGAGGAGGGUGGUACUGGAGGAGAGGAUGAAGUUGAGGGCGGGAGGAGCAAGAGGCAGGCGAGUGCAGUAG
Microbotryum saponariae is the source of this 843-nucleotide messenger RNA. The record is from the annotation of a GenBank genome assembly. Lineage: Eukaryota; Fungi; Basidiomycota; Microbotryomycetes; Microbotryales; Microbotryaceae.